Molecule: messenger RNA, 4755 nt
Organism: Salvia hispanica
Lineage: Eukaryota; Viridiplantae; Streptophyta; Magnoliopsida; Lamiales; Lamiaceae
Biological process (GO): DNA integration
Molecular function (GO): nucleic acid binding
Source: RefSeq, a predicted model, not a curated record
AUGAGUCAUUUGAAUGCCUUCUAUGAGUUGACAAAUUCUCACCGACCGCCAAAUGUGGAGCAUCACCGGAUCAAGAGAGCUUUAUUCCCUUUCUCAUUGAGAGAGAAAGCAAGGGAAUGGUAUGACUCAUUACCGGGCUACAACAUAGCAACAUUUGAGGAGUUGAAGUCGAAGUUUCUCUUAGAGUACAAUUCUCCAAUGAAGAUAGAGAAGUUGAGAGAGGAGAUCACUUCAUUCCGGCAAAAGUAUGAUGAGUCAUUUGCCGAAGCUUGGAAGAGAUUUACAGACUUGCUAAGGAAAUGCCCAAGUCACGGACUAGCUCCGGGGCAUGAUCUUUUGAAGUUCUACAAGGGACUUAAUCAUGAAGGCACAGGGUUGGUUACUGCAGGUUCGAGUGGGAACUUGGACGAUUUGACCCAUGAUGAGGUGAGAGCGCUAUUUCAAAGAUUAGCGAACAAUCAGAGGAAUUGGCAUAAUCCAAGGAAGAUGGCCGCGGGAGAUACAUUUGGUGCUACUAAGGAGUCGGAAAGAGUGUCAGCUAUAGAAGCUCAAAUGGCUGACUUUAGUACUCAAAUUUCGUCGAUGACGAAUGCUGUCAAAUCUAUGCAGUUGACUCCUCAACCCCAAGCUGCGCCUAUGAUGAAGUGUGGAGUGUGCCAAGGAGGACAUUAUACAGAUCAAUGUCCAAGUUUGCAAGGAGCACCAGUGGAGGAUGUGAACUACAUUGGCAACAAUCGUCAAGGUUUCAACCAAGGAGCUCAAUAUACCAAUCAACAAAACUGGAGGCCUCAACAAGGAAACUGGAAUCAAGCUGGUUAUAGCAACACUGCAGGAAAUCAAUGGAGGAGCAAUAUCCAACCUCCGGGAUUUGAGAAGAAGCCAUCCAAUGAUGAUCAAGUUGCGCAGAUCUACUCCUUUAUGACCAAGAAUCAAAAGGAGAAUGAUCAAUUCAAGGAAAAAGUGAAUGAGAAGUUUGGCCAUAUUGAUGCUACAAUGAAGAAUUUAGAGAGAAUGAUAGGCCAAAUUGCUUCAGCUGCGCAAACAAGGACUCAAGGAUCUAUUCCGAGCACCACAGUCACAAACCCGAAUGUUAAUGAACAAUGUAAAGCGGUUACUCUUAGAAGUGGAAAGAAUUUAGAUUCUAUGCCAAUAAUGGACGGCCAAGGGUCUUCCGGCAUCUCACACGCAGGGGCGGAUGAGGUGUUAGGCUUGCACUCCUCGCACGCAGGGGCGGACGAGGUGUGUAAGGGAAGUCCCGAGUUAGUGCAGAAGGCACAACAUGGUCAAGAUGGGGCUGCAUCCGGCGGCAAGAUAAUUGGUAUGGAAUCUGAAUCUCAUGGAAGACUAUCGGUUGAAGAAAAAGGAAAGAAGAUAGAAGAAGCAGACAUGAGUUCAGAGAAGAAGGUUACUUUAAGCCCAGCACAAGAUCCCAAGAGCAUGUUCAAUUUUCCCGAUCAUAUUCCACCUCCACCAUAUCCAUCAAAGAGGAGGAAAAGAGUCCCUAAAGAGAAGAGCUUCGAAUGGAUGAUGAAUGUGAUCAGAAAGGUAAAUGUGGAUGUCUCUUUAGUUGAUCUCUUCACCAAUUUCCCUAAAUUCUCCAAGUUCUUCAAAGACAUGAUGGCAAACAAGGAGAAGCUUCAAGAUGAGGGAAUUGUCCCGUUGAGCAUGAAUUGCUCACAAUUAAUUUCGGGAAUGAUGCCAAGAAAGAAGAGUGAUCCGGGGGGAUGUGUGAUUCCUUGUGAGAUUGGGGAUACCAUAUUCACAAAAUGCCUUUUAGAUCAAGGAUCGGGAAUAUCUCUCAUGGCUUUGAAAACUGCUCGAGCCAUAGGAUUGGAGAAGAGAAUUGAACCUAUAGAUAUUGCUCUUCAAUUGGCUGAUCACUCAAUUGUGAAGCCAACUGGGAUUGUAGAGGAUGUGCUAGUGAAAGUGGACAAGUUCAUCAUUCCCGUUGACUUUAUUGUCUUAGACAUGCCAGAAGAUAAGGAAGUGCCUAUUCUCUUUGGGCGGCCUUUUCUAGCCACUGGAGAUGUGCUUCUUGGCACAAAAGAUAACUCCGUCACUUUUAGAAUCAAUGGUGAACAAGUGACUAUCAAUGUAGAUAAAGUGAUGAAGCAUCCAAGUGAUGCUAAGGCAUGCUUUAGAGUUGAUGUUCUUGAUCGAUGUAUUUUCGAGAAGAGUUGUUGUUCGGUGCAAAAGGAAGAUAGUGUGUUUGAUGAAGGGAGUUUGGAACAAGAUUUUGGUUUCCCAAUGAAAGUUGACUUCAAUGAAGAGGAGAAUUAUGAACAGGAAAUAAGCAAGGUAGUUGAUGCUUGUGUGGCAGAUUUGAGACCUUCUAUUGAAGUCCCACCUAAGCUUGAAUUGAAAGCUCUCCCAUCAAAUCUCAAGUAUGCAUUUUUAGGUGAGAAUGAGACACUCCCGGUUGUCGUGUCGGCUUUGUUGAAUAAUGAAGAAGAGUCAAAAUUGAUAGAGCUUUUGAAGCUUCAUAAGCAAGCUCUAGGAUGGUCAAUUGCCGACAUCAAAGGAAUUAGCCCUGCAGUUUGUAUGCACAAAAUUCUCAUGGAAGAUGAAGCUACACCGGUGAGAGACAAGCAAAGGAGGCUAAACCCUAUUAUGCAAGAGGUUGUUGAGAAGGAGGUGAAGAAGUUGUUAGAUUUUGGUAUGAUCUAUGCAAUUUCUGACAGUCAAUGGGUGAGUCCUGUUCAAUGUGUACCAAAGAAAGGGGGGAUAACUGUGAAGAUAAAUGAGAAGAAUGAGGUCAUGGCGACGAGGUUAGUAAAUUCAUGGCGAAUGGAUAAGGCAAAGAUUGAUGUGAUUUCAAAAUUGCCACCUCCAACAAAUGUGAAGGGCAUCCGUAGUUUCCUUGGACAUGCGGGAUUCUACCGAAGAUUCAUAAGAGAUUUUUCAAAGAUUGCAAAGCCACUUUGCAACUUACUUGAAAAGGAUGCCAAGUUUGUUUUUGAUGAUAAAUGCCUUGAGGCAUUUGAGAUUCUCAAGAAAAAGUUAGUUGAAGCUCCUAUUAUUAUCACACCUGAUUGGUCGAAGCCAUUUGAGUUGAUGUGUGAUGCUUCAGACUAUGCCGUGGGGGCCGUUCUAGGUCAAAGAAGAGAGAAGGUCCUACAUGCCAUCUACUAUGCUAGCAAAGUACUCAAUGAGAAUCAAUUGAAUUACACUACAACAGAGAAGGAAAUGCUAGCUGUCAUCUUUGCUUUUGAGAAGUUUCGUGCUUAUCUACUAGGUACGAAGGUGGUCGUAUUCACAGACCAUUCCGCUAUUAAGUAUUUAAUGAACAAGAAAGAUGCAAAGCCACGAUUGGUGAGAUGGAUCCUACUUUUGCAAGAAUUUGAUGUUGAAAUUAAAGACAAGAAAGGAUCCGAGAACUUGGUUGCUGAUCAUCUUUCUAGACUUGAUGGUGUGGAGGAGACAGAAGAUGAGAAAAGGAGAAAAAUCAAUGAGAAAUUUCCCGAUGAGCAAGUGUUUCAAGUGAGUGCUCGGGAAACAUAUGUGCCAUGGUUUGCCGAUUUGGCAAACUACCUUGUCACGGGUUUGAUGCCGGAAGGAUUGUCUUCUAACCAAAAGAAGAAGUUUUUGAGUGACACUCGCAUGUAUGUUUGGGAAGACCCUUUUCUCUUCCGUCUUGGUAGUGAUGGAGUGAUUCGAAGGUGUGUGGGAGAACAUGAACACCUUCAGAUUAUAUCUGCAUGUCAUGAUUCAGAAUAUGGCGGUCACUUUGGAGCACGUAGAACUGCAUUUAAAGUGCUACAAUCCGGAUUCUUUUGGCCAUCUAUCUUCAAGGAUGCUAAAGCCUAUGUAGAGAGAUGUGACAGUUGUCAAAGAACCGGGAAUAUCUCUUGGAGGAAUGAAAUGCCGAUGAAUAAUAUCCAUGAGGUGGAGCUCUUUGAUGUUUGGGGAUUAGAUUUCAUGGGGCCUUUUCCCAAGUCUAAUGGGAAGCAAUAUAUCUUAGUUGCAGUGGACUACGUUUCUAAGUGGGUAGAGGCUGAGGCAUUACCUACCAAUGAUGCUAAAGUGGUGUUGAGAUUCAUCAAGUCUCAUAUCUUCAACCGCUUUGGAACACCUCGAGCCAUCAUUAGUGAUGGAGGUACUCAUUUUUGCAAUAAGUUGUUUGCAAACCUCCUUGGAAAGUAUGGUGUUCAGCAUAAAGUUGCUACCCCUUAUCAUCCCCAAACAAGUGGCCAAGUGGAAGUCUCCAAUCGUGAGAUUAAAAGAGUUCUUGAAAAGGUGGUGAAGCCGUCCCGAAAAGAUUGGUCUCAAAAACUAGAUGAUGCCUUGUGGGCAUAUCGAACGACUUAUAAAACUCCUAUUGGAACUUCCCCUUACAAGAUGGUGUUUGGAAAGGCAUGUCAUUUGCCGGUUGAGCUUGAGCAUAAGGCGUUUUGGGCCUUGCAAAUGUUGAAUUUGGAUUAUGAGUUUAGGCUGAAUGCUUAUGAGAGCGUUGAUCUCUACAAGGAGCGGGCAAAGAAGAUUCAUGAUGCAGCCAUCAAACCUCGUCGAUUCCAUGAAGGACAGUUGGUCCUAUUGUACAAUUCUCGGUUGAAACUUUUCCCGGGAAAACUCAAGUCAAGAUGGUGGGGUCCGUUUGUUGUGCACAAGGUGUAUCCUUAUGGUGCAGUGGAUAUUCGUGAUCCUAAGUCCAAUGAUGUAUGGAAGGUGAAUGGUCAGAGGUUGAAGGUUUAUCUAGGCGGUGACCUGUUGAAGGAAGAAAGGGAGGCGGUCGCACUACAAGAUUCACAAGUGUAG